Messenger RNA from Thamnophis sirtalis, 2405 nucleotides. Lineage: Eukaryota; Metazoa; Chordata; Lepidosauria; Squamata; Natricidae. The record is from RefSeq and is a predicted model, not a curated record.
CAUUAAAAGGUUGUCAUUCAAACUGCAGAAAAGAGAGAAGAGAAAAGAAGACGAGAAAAAGAAAAAAGCCUGGAUAAAGGAAGAGCGGCAGAAAACUCUGGAGAGGCUGAAAUCAUUCAAGGAGAAAUGUCCUGCACAGUUUGUGCUGAAGACUUCCCGCUCUCAGCCCGUCAACUCCAAGCAGGCUGGACCGAGACGACCGCCAACUGUUCCUCCACAAGCUGGUCCAACAAGAAAAGGUCCAGCUGCCAAGCAAUCCAGGAAUGCCCAUCCGACACAAGUCAGGACUUCCAAAGCAUCGUCACAGAAGCCUCCCAGAGAUCUUCCCAUCCAGAUUUUUGCACCGCCGCAUGGGCCGGAACCUCCUAAGGAAGCCAUGGGAGCACCACUAUCUGUGCCCCCACCUCCACCUCCUCUUCCACCCCCACCUCCACCUCUACCACCAAGUGUCCAGACUGUUUGCCUAAAAAGCGCAGGAGCCCAAGAUAAACCAGGGGCUCUUGUGUGUGAAGGCUCAGCUAAAGGAAGUUCUUCCUUGGAGAAAGCAGAUGCUGCGUCCAGAUGCCCAACCAAGAAUUACACAGGGUCCAUGGAUGAGGUCUUGGCUUCCCUCAAGCGUGGGGAAGUCCUCCUUCGCAAAGUGGAGCUGACCCAACAGGCGCCCUCCGGUGGCAACUCCCUCAACGACAGCAUUCUCGCCGCCAUUAGGCAGGGGGUUAAACUACGCAAGGUCAGUCAAGAGCCCAAGGAAGGCUCCGCGAAGAGUUCGGGCAGCGAACUGGAGCAGAGCAUCAAGGCAGCCAUCCAGCGGAUUAAGAAGGUCUCGGCCGACUCCGACGAUGAUGAAAACGGAGACUUCAGCAAUGAAGAAUGGAACAGUUAACAGAACCCUUGGCCGGAAGCUCAUGAGGCAUUGCGUGAGAAGGCAGCUAAGCGUACAGAAGUGCCAAACAGGAAGAGUGGUCUGGACCCCAACAGGUUGGCUGACGUCUUACAUGAAUCGGGCAUCCCAGAAUUGUUAGCAACACUCUGGCGUUUAGGGGCAGCUGAAGAAGUGUGGGAGACACCCCUUGAUCGACGUCAGAAGUUUCCAAGGGGUUGAGUAAAUUUAAGACAAGUCCUUUACUGACAUCGAGUUUUAUGCUUUGAAGUUUGCACAUUUUCUUUCCUUCUCUUUUUGCAAAGGAAUCGGCACUCCUUAGAGCAGGGGUCCUCAACCUGAGUGGGGCUGCGGCCCACUAGUGAGCCAGGUGGAGUUUGCAACUGGGCUGCAGAAACAGGUGGCAAGCACAUGUGCGCGCACCCGUAUCGCUUGCAUGAGCAGUGGGUGAGCUCAUGCGUGCAUGCAUAUAUGGUAAUAUAUGUGGGAGGCAUUGGGUGCCCUUGUCAACCACAAGGACAAUAUGAGCCAGCAGUGGGAUCAUCAUCAUCAUCAUCAUCAUCAUCAUCAUCAUCAUCAUCAUCAUUUAACGACCCCAUAAAUCCCUUGCGGUUGGGCAAGUGAAUGGAGCUAGCAGUGUGUUUACUGGCCAGAUGCCCUUCCUGUUGCCAAGGCAGAGUUUUGUCCAGCAGAUAUAUUCUCCGUGUGCCCAGAGAGAGAAAUAGCUUCCUUUACCUAGGAUCUGCAUCCGUAAAAAAGAACGGAUUUGUCUCCGCACAAAGUUCAGAUCAUGAAAAAUAAUAGCUCAGAGGAGAGUGAUUGAGAGGAUGGGUUCUAGGACCCUCUGGGGUUGCCGAGAGCAAGGCCUCCUGAGCUGGGCGAUGUACCUGGAUGUCACCACACCUGGGAGUCGUGCUGAAGUGCCUACACAUUAUACGUGACAGCCUCAAUGAAGGAACAGGGUCUUAUUUGCAUCAGGCUUAUUGCACUUGCCAGAUUCCAUUUUCAUUACCUUCACUGCUAUCCCACUGACUAGGAAUAUUGGCUGAGAUAAGAAAGGAUGUAUUAAUUUAAUUUAAUGCUUUGUCUGCCGUGGCCAGAGUCUUAAACGAGAUGUGUCCAAAAUGAACUUCAACUUCACUCCAUGUCAGAAAAGAUGGCAGGCCUCAUCUCUUUGGCCGUGGGUCACAUUUCUGUAUAUUUCUUGUGGCCCCACCGAUGUGCCCAAACAUGAAAUCUCUUUUAUUUGGUGAAAUAUGUUCUUGGAUGUUCCAAAGACGAUUGGGUCGGGACUUUUCUAAGGGAUCUCUGGUUUUCCAUCUGUGCGCAAUGCCGGUAUUAACUUAUACCAGAAGGCUUAAAAUGGAUUCUUAAUCCUUUUUAAAUUAGCAGUAUUUCUAACGCACCCCAAAAGCCAAGGAUUGUACAACUAACCGUUUUCCAACUGAGUGUUAUAACACAGGUCUGUUUGUAUCAGAGGUGGGUUCCUGUCAGUGCUAAUCUCUUCUAUAGAAGAAGUUCCACA